Elephantulus edwardii (Cape elephant shrew) is the source of this 2303-nucleotide messenger RNA. It is a transcript of the gene PLOD1, whose product is annotated as procollagen-lysine, 2-oxoglutarate 5-dioxygenase 1. Gene Ontology annotation, cellular component: endoplasmic reticulum. Gene Ontology annotation, molecular function: procollagen-lysine 5-dioxygenase activity; iron ion binding; L-ascorbic acid binding. NCBI's taxonomy places the organism in Eukaryota, Metazoa, Chordata, Mammalia, Macroscelidea, Macroscelididae. Gene Ontology annotation, biological process: peptidyl-lysine hydroxylation. The record is from RefSeq and is a predicted model, not a curated record. The transcript has 19 exons. Bases 115 to 2298 code for a protein of 727 amino acids.
CCGCCCCCGGGGCGGGCCCAGUGCUUGGCAGCGGGUUCCCCCGCCGCGUCGCGAACUUUCUGUGCCUGAGCUCCGUGAUCCGUGCCUGGCCGGCCGAUCCCCCAGGACCCCGCCAUGCGGCUCCUGCUGCUCCUGGCCCCGCUGGGCUGGCUGCUCCUGGCCGCAGCGAAGGGCGACGCCCAGCCGGAGGAGAACCUCUUAGUUCUCACAGUGGCCACCAAGGAGACAGAGGGAUUCCGACGCUUCAAGCGCUCAGCUCAGUUCUUCAACUACAAGAUCCAGGUGCUUGGAUUGGGGGAGGACUGGAAUGAUGGGCAGGAGACUCCAGCAGGUGGUGGGCAGAAGGUCCGACUGCUGAAGAGAGCUCUGGAGAAGCAUGCAGACAAGGAAAACAUGGUCAUUCUCUUCACAGACAGCUAUGAUGUGGUGUUUGCUUCGGGUCCCCGAGAGCUCCUGAAGAAAUUCCGUCAGGCCAAGAGCCAGGUGGUCUUCUCAGCUGAGGAGCUCAUCUACCCAGACCGCAGGCUGGAGGCCAAAUACCCAGUGGUAUCCGAUGGCAAGAGAUUCCUGGGCUCUGGAGGCUUCAUCGGCUAUGCCCCCAACCUCAGCAAACUUGUGUCUGAGUGGGAAGGCCAGGACAGCGACAGUGACCAGCUCUUUUACACCAAGAUCUUCUUAGAUCCAGAGAAGAGGGAACAGAUCAAUAUCACCCUGGACCAUCGCUGCCGAAUCUUCCAGAACCUGGAUGGAGCCUUAGAUGAGGUCGUGCUCAAGUUUGAAAUGGGCCACGUGAGAGCGCGGAACCUGGCGUAUGACACUCUUCCGGUCCUAAUCCACGGCAACGGGCCGACCAAGUUGCAGCUGAACUACCUGGGUAACUACAUCCCCCGUUUCUGGACCUUCGAGACGGGCUGCACUGUGUGUGAUGAGGGUCUGCGUCUCCUCAAGGGCAUCCAGGACGAAGCUCUGCCCACAGUUCUGGUUGGCAUUUUCAUCGAACAGCCCACGCCGUUCCUUUCGCUGUUCUUUCAGCGGCUGCUGCGGCUCCAUUACCCUCAGAGACGGAUUCAGCUUUUCAUCCACAACCACGAGCAACACCACAAGGCCCAGGUGGAGCAGUUCUUGGCAGAGCAUGGCAGCGAGUACCAGUCUGUGAAGCUGAUGGGACCCGAGGUCCGAAUGGCCAAUGCUGAUGCCAGGAACAUGGGCGCAGACCUGUGUCGGCAGGACCGCAGCUGCACCUACUACUUCAGCAUGGACUCCGACGUGGCCCUCACUGAGCCUGACUCUCUGCGGCUGCUGAUCGAGCAGAACAAGAACAUCAUCGCCCCCUUAAUGACCCGUCAUGGGAGGCUGUGGUCGAACUUCUGGGGGGCACUGAGUGCAGACGGCUACUACGCCCGCUCUGAGGACUAUGUGGACAUUGUGCAAGGUCGGCGCGUUGGCGUCUGGAAUGUGCCCUACAUCUCCAACAUCUACUUGAUCAAGGGCAGUGCCCUGCGGGCUGAACUGCAGCAGAAAGACCUCUUCCACCACCGCAAGCUGGACCCCGACAUGUCCUUCUGUGCCAACAUCCGGCAGCAGGAUGUGUUCAUGUUCCUGACCAAUCGCCAUACCUUCGGUCACCUCCUUUCCCUGGACAGCUACCAGACCAGUCACCUCCACAACGACCUCUGGGAGGUGUUCAGCAACCCCGAGGACUGGAAGGAGAAGUACAUCCAUGAGAACUACACCAAGGCCCUGGAGGGGAAGCUGGUGGAGACGCCUUGCCCAGAUGUCUACUGGUUCCCCAUCUUCACAGAGGCGGCCUGUGAUGAGCUGGUGGAGGAGAUGGAGCACUACGGCCAAUGGUCACAGGGUGAUAACAAGGACAACCGUAUCCAGGGUGGUUAUGAAAACGUGCCGACUAUCGACAUCCACAUGAAGCAGAUCAACUUUGAGAGGGAGUGGCACAAGUUCCUGGUGGAAUACAUUGCUCCCAUGACGGAGAAGCUGUACCCCGGCUACUACACCAGGGCCCAAUUCGACCUGGCCUUCGUUGUGCGCUACAAGCCUGACGAGCAGCCCUCACUGAUGCCACACCAUGACGCCUCCACCUUCACCAUCAACAUCGCUCUCAACCGAGUGGGAGUGGACUAUGAAGGCGGAGGCUGCAGGUUCCUGCGCUAUAACUGCUCCAUUCGUGCACCUCGAAAGGGCUGGACCCUCUUGCACCCUGGCCGGCUCACACAUUACCACGAAGGGCUCCCCACUACCAAAGGCACCCGUUAUAUCGCUGUCUCCUUCGUUGAUCCCUAAUUGGC